Messenger RNA from Lepisosteus oculatus (spotted gar), 3722 nucleotides. NCBI's taxonomy places the organism in Eukaryota, Metazoa, Chordata, Actinopteri, Semionotiformes, Lepisosteidae. The record is from RefSeq and is a predicted model, not a curated record.
CGGGACUCCAUGUUCGUUUACUGUGGUUACCUAGCAACCUCCUCACGCAUGCGCAGAGGAGUGGAGUAGAGAGGUACAGUGCAGGUCAGUUGUGCCCCUUCGCCGGAGCCCAUGACAAGGACAGCAGCCCCAGCACCAGCUCUCCCACGUCUUGGAAAACGUGCCUGCUCCGCCAGCAGGAAGACGGGGUGUUUCACAAGGGGCACGGGAAGGGGGGUUCCCCCUGCCACGCCUGUACCGCGCGGAAAGCGAGCGCGCCGUCUCGGGGCCCGCGGGGGAAGUCACCCCGCCCUUUGUGACGUCAGCCCGGCCCGUGCUGUGAUCAGGAAGUCUCCCUCACACCGUGGGGCUUUUCAAAAGCACUUUCGAGCAGACCCGCACUGCCGAACUGGUGAAAUGUCUCUGCGUGUAGCAAGUUAACCAGGCCAUUAAGGGGGCGAAAGACAAAGCCGACGCUUCGGUCUUUAUGUUUUCAGAAAUUGUUAGUUAUGACUUAUGAGGUAGUACUGGACACCAUCUGCAAGUAUUAUGAGCCCCAGGUGAGGUCCCUCAGCAGCUAGCGGAGACGGCAGCCUGAAUCUCUCGGGAAAGUGAUGGCGUCCUCGUCCGACCUGGAAGACGGGUACGGAGCCAGCGAGCCCCUGAAGACGCACAUCCAGAACUCCCGGGACCUGCUCGUGGCGGCGCUGUACAACAUCGCGCCGCUGCUGGACCACCUGCUGGCGGCCCACGUCAUCACGGACGACAACUACAGCGACGUGCAGGCCGAGAGCACGGCCAGGAACAGGGCGCGCAAGCUGCUGGAGGUGGUGCACUGCCAGCUGGACGAGGAGAAGACCCGCCACUUCCUGGAGUGCUUGAGGAAGUGCCGGCACCAGUACCCCCGGCUCCGGGACUGGCUGAACACCGAGCCCGCCGAUAUCAAGCGAGGCCCAACAGAGCAGAAGCUGCAGGGCCAAGUCAGCGAGCUGUGUCACCGGCUGGGCCCCCUGGUCACCCCCCUGUCCGUGCGGCUCUACUCCGAGGGCGUGCUCUCGCUGUUCGAGCUGGAGCAGGUGCAGGCUGCAGCCGCCCCCUUCCUGCAGACCCAGAAGCUGGUGGCCCUCUGCCUGGCCCGCGGGGAGGCCGCCUGCCGCAGCUUCUACCAGGCUCUGCGCCGCGAGGACGGCUUCCUGGCCGGGGACAUCGACGAUUGCACGUCUUCAGUGAAGUCCUGGGAGGGUGGUGUCAAUGCAAUCCAGCCAGUGAGCACCAUGUCUGAUGCACAUCCGCCGAUAUUGGCAACAACCAGCUGUGCCUUAGCUGUAGAAGAAACGAGCCCUGUUGAAGACAUGCUCCAAAACCUGACCCUCAGGACCGAGUACGGAAAGGAGAUCGAUCUGCCCGCUGCGGAGAAAGACGUCAUCAGCCAAGUGAUGGGGCAGCUGGGCCUGCAGCUGGACGCGGGGAUGACCCUGAACGUCUGCGAGCUGGGCGUGGCCCUGGGGCUGCCGCGCAAGGCGGCCAGGGAGUGCCUGCUGGAGCUGGACAGCACCGGAGACCUGCACCAGCUGGCUGCCGUAGUGCACUGCUUCAUGGAGAAGACCCAGGACCCCAGCCGGCUGCUGGCCAAGGCCGCAGCCUGCGACACGAACAGACUGAGGCUGUCGGAGAGGGGCCGCCUGCUGCUGGAGAUGCUGCAGGAGGCCGCAGCCCAUCUCGAGAGGGGGCAGCAGCAGCAGCAGCAGGAGGAGGAGCAAAUCCAGAAGUGCUGGCACCUUUUCAGCUUCCUUGCCUGGGACUGCCUGGCCGUGGUGGAGGAGGACCCGCCCGCCGUGCCCUGGUCCGGGCCGCUGGGCGCCGUGGAGCGACUCAAGAGGGAUGGGCUGGCGGAGCCGGAGCUGGUGCAGGAGCUGGAGGAGUGCUGGGCCGAGCAGACCCCCGCCAGCCUCCGGCAGAGCCUGUGCGUCCUGGCGCAGCUGCUGAGGGACCUGCACCCCCGGCUGGACAGCGCGGAGUUCUCGGCCCGCUUGGAGGGAGAGGUUUACCGCUGCAGGCCGCGCGGCCUGCACAGGCUCACCCGCUUCAAGGGCCUGGCCCCCAGGGUCAUCUACAAGGUGCUGCAGCAGCGGGCCCCGCCGGCGAGGGAAGACCCAGCUGUCUUGGGGGAUGGGGCCGUGGUGGCCGCGCAGUACAAGGAGAUCUGCCUCAAGAUCGCCCAGCUCCUGGCCCGGGUGGCUAAGCGGGGGCAAGGCGCCGACCUCGCGCAGGCCCCGCUAUCGGAUAUCAUCCAGGAAAUCCGGUCGGCACUCUCCACUCCCGAGCUCGCGCCGGACGCCUUCGACGGUGGACUUCAUUUCCGGCUGCUCUCCGUGGUCGAGUUCAACCCCCUGGUCCUAGGUGUGCCGUCCCUGGUGACCCUGCACUGGCACACACUCCGCGUCCUGGAGGAGUACCUGCGGAGCAGCGACAGGCACUCGUUCCAGUUUGUCUUCGAGGACGUGCGGAUGGCGGGCGGCUGGGCGGAGCUCGGGGGCAUCCGCAGCGUGCUGGGCCCCAUCGCCAUCGACAACGGCGUGGAGGAGGUUUUCCAGUUCUCGACGUCCGAGCCGGCCUCCUUCCUCGUGCGCCUGCACUGCCGCGGAUACAGAGGGCAAGAGCAUUUCCGACGCAGCGAGCCGCGCUCUUUCCUAAUAUCUGGCCUGCCCGAUGAGGCAACACCAGAGCUGGAAAGGGAGGGAGCCGGCGUGGUGCUGCUGGCCGAGCCGGGGAAAGCGUGGCUCAGGCUGCGCAGCCCAGAGGGACCGAAGGCCGGGCUGCAUGCCCUCGCUCAGCGGUACUCCGCGCUGCUGCAGGAAGGCAGCUGCUGCUUCCUCAUCAAGUCGUCCGGGCGGCAGUGCGAGGUCAAGUUCACUUUUAAAAACGGGCAGAUCGCGGCCACCGAGAAAAACGGCUGCACCGUUCUGUGAAUUUUGGAUGGGUCAGCCAUUUGUCAGAAGCAGGGUUCUUCAUAUCAAUAUGGGGAAGCUAUCUUUUAGGGUAGCACAGUGUCUGUUUUUAUGGACUCUUAUCCACGUGCCUUAGAAAUGGUUACUGAACACUAUGAGUAAGUGGCUUGUUGCAGAUAUUAAUGACCUUACAUGAAUGGGCUCCUUACCCAGUUUUGGGAGAGGCUAGUGGUUUAGACUACCGGCGGUUUUCAGCACAUUUGAGGUUUUCCUACUGUUUGACAAUCCUAUUAUUUUUUGUAAAAAAAUGUGAAAGUGGCACCUUGCAUAAUAGGGGUCUGUUCUUCCUUGAGAUUAGGAGUUGAUGAAGCAUGUAUUUCAAAAAGUAUUUGAAACGGAGCAUGAAAAGAAACUUACCACUUAGAGCUGCAGCAAAUUCUCAGUUAUCAUGAUCACACUUAUCUUUUUGUGUAGCAUAGAGACUGAGAUUAUGUUGAAGGGACAUGACAGAUGCUGCAUGCCAAUGAUCAUUUGUGGGCAACUGGGCUGAUCAACAGGACAUCUGUGGUGAAGUAAGUGUAUGAAUUUAUCAAAACGGUGCCAAAUCCAAAACAUUUAAUCAAUAUAUCUUUUUCUUAAACCGACUAUGCAUGGAGUGGUGUUUUUUUGGUGCUUAGUACAGUAAUACCUCAUAUGUUGUCUAUGAAUGUCUGUACCUCCUGGAUCUGGAUGACUGAUAUGAAGCUGUAGUAAUUCCUGGAUGCCUUCAGCUGUUAGCAAUAAAAUCUUUUAAUU